Medioppia subpectinata is the source of this 1813-nucleotide messenger RNA. The record is from the annotation of a GenBank genome assembly. NCBI's taxonomy places the organism in Eukaryota, Metazoa, Arthropoda, Arachnida, Sarcoptiformes, Oppiidae.
AAUGCCUCCAUUAGUGAGUCUUUCCGUUCAAUUGUUAACAAUUGCUGCGACUAUUCUGAGAAUUAAUAUAAAUCACGAGUCCAUCGAAACCCCACACAAUCAGCUCAAUAAUGUUUACGAUUUUAUAAUUGUUGGCUCGGGUUCUGCCGGUGCUGUCAUUGCUAACAGAUUGGCAGAAAACCCUGCCGUAAGUGUACUGCUUCUGGAGGCUGGAGGGCCUACGAGUGUCCAAAACGAUAUACCAGCCCAGGCGUCAACGGGUCUGCUCUUCAAUUCAGAGUAUGACUGGAACUAUACUCUAACGCCUCAAAAAUGUGGACUCAGUUACCAAAACGGUGUGAUCGUCGAAAACAGAGGUCACGUAAUUGGCGGCACUUCUUCUUUCAAUACAAUGAUUUUCAAUCGCGGAAACCCUAAGACUUUUGACAUUUGGGCCAAAUAUUUCGGUGCCGAGGGCUGGAGUUUUGAUGAAAUACUGCCUUAUUUUACAAAAUACGAACGCAAUUUAGACCCACUGUUGGCCAACAAUGGAUUUCAUGGCACUUCAGGUCCGGUGGAGAUCAGCUCGUGGGCACAUCCGCCUCCACUCGUACUUUUGCAUCAAAAGGCUGCAAAUGAACUCAAUAUUGCCAACACUGAUGUAAACGGCGCCAACCAAUUAGGGACUCAAAUUUUACAGGCUAUGAUUGACAGCAAAGGCAGAAGGUCCAGCACUUCCAAUGCCUACAUCGAUCCCAAUCCAUAUCCACAUAACCUGCAUAUCCUUCCGCGAGCAUUAGUUACUCGCAUAUUAUUUAAAGAUAAAACAGCUGUUGGCGUCCAGUUUGUCAGAUAUGGCAACCAAUAUAAAGUGAUGGCCAGUAAAGAGGUGAUUGUUAGCGCAGGAGCUAUUAAUUCGCCACAACUGCUUAUGUUGUCGGGAGUGGGACCUCAGGAACACUUGCAUCAAAUGAAUAUACCUCUAGUUAACGACCUUCCCGUAGGAGACAAUUAUCAAAACCAUUUGGGAGUUUCCAUCAAUUUUUUGAUUAAAGAAAAAUAUUACGAUCUGUUGAGUGUUGCCGGACAGAUGACUGUCCCACAACUGCACGACUUCCUCGCCAAUAAGAUGGGACCCCUCACCGAACACUACCGAUUAGGCGUCUACUAUAACACUCAUAAUAAUGAUGACAAACUUCACCCAAACACCAAUUGGGAAACUGGUUUAUAUCUGUAUCCCACAAACCUAACAGAUGUCCGAGCAUUUGUGCACGAGGACCGACAUGCUUGGGAUUUGUAUAACAGCAGAUUCUUAGGCAGAUAUUACUUUUUUGUGCACCCAAUCCUUCAACGAGUGCGAAGUCGGGGUCAAAUCCGUUUGGCGUCAAACAAUCCGCUGUAUUACCCGUUAAUUGACGCCGGAUUCCUAACUGAUGCCCAAAACUUAGAUUUGCAGGACUUGGUUGAAGUGAUUAAAGCCGCCUUUUUCUUCUACGAACGCUCAUCAAUAGCUCAAUAUCUAGAGCCCGGAUCUCCUAUUCCUGGCUGUAAAUUCUGUGCCGACAAACAAUACGUAUAUGAAUGCGAUUCUUAUAUCCGCUGUUUGAUAGAGCAAACGGCUUACGCCUGUUAUCAUCCGGCGGGCACCUGUAGGAUGGGUGACGUCCACAGACCCGAUGUGGUGGUCGACCCCCGAUGUCGCGUCAAAAACAUGCAGGGCUUACGCGUCUGCGACGCCUCUAUAAUGCCUCUACUAAUGAAUGGAAACACAAACGCCGGUGCGAUCAUGAUCGGCGAGAAAUGUGCCAUGCUCAUUAAACAAGACAAUCAUGUC